ACACACACAAAAUUGUCUGGACAUGAUCACAUGAUCACAUUAGUUUACACCUGUGUCAAAAUGGCUGCACACGGGUCACUUUGACGAUGAUUCCUUGAGUGUUGCUAGGUGGGAUCGUCGCUAGAGGUAAGCUUUUAAAAGAAACAAAAUGAUUAAACAAAUAUGAAGCACAAUGGUUUAAACACAUGAUAGCUUAGACUAGAGUAAUGCUUGUACUGUAAAAGAUAGUAAAAAGUAGGCUAAUUUAAUCAUUUAUUUUAUUAUUGAGAUUGUAAUUAUAAUUUAAUUAAGCCUAAUUUAAUAAUUAGGUCCAAAUUAUUAUUAUUAAAUUAAGCAUUAUAAUUUAUAACCUUAUUUAUUAUUAGGCAUUAGGCCUAGAGUGGCUGUAGUCAGUCUAUAAUAGACAAGAAUAUGCCUAUUAAGUAUUAUACUGCCUGUAGUCUAUAGUAAAAAAAGUAUAACUAUAUUUAUUAUAUAUACUAUAUUAAUAUUAACUUUAACUUUUAAUAUACUUACUAUACGAUACUUAUACACUAUGAUUACUGAUUACUAUGAGUACUGUCUGUCGAGUGUCUAAGUAACUCACUGUCUAACUUAUAGGGUAGGACUAUACUCAGAAUACUGUAGUCGUUAUUGAAGUAUUCUUCUUCUUCUAUAGUCUAUAUACUACAUAUAUAUAUAUUAAGGGCCCACUAUCAAUUUAUAGAUCAUUUUUGGCUCCUAUGCAUGUAGAGGGGAUUUGCAAUGUUUCUGUGCCUGGUGUUGAUGAGGACAUUUCACUGAUUUCCAGUGCCACUUUGUGAGGGAAUUAUGCGCUGGGGGUUUGAAGGCUUGAGGCAAUAGACACAAAUGUGUCUAGUGUUGUCGCCUCAACUGUUCCUUUUGAAAGCUUGUUCCAGUCCCUGAUUGUCUUGGGCAGGAAUGAGCAGCUCCUAUACUGGGUUCUUGCUGGUGUGAGCCUGAAUUGCCUGUCAUGGCUUCGUCGAUGUCCAUAGGGGAGAGGGACGAGUUUCUGUUUAAUACUGGAACAGUGGACCAGCCCAUUAUUUAUCUUGUAAAUAAUGGAGAGCCUGGAUUGUCGUCGUCGUUCCUCCAAUGGUGACCAGCCUAGUGUUUCCAGCAUUCUGCCAAUACUAGAGGUAUUCCUAAAGCGGUUCAGGACAAAGCGUGCUGCCCGUCGCUGGACCACCUCUAACCUGUCAUGCUCUUCUGGGUAAAUGGGUCCCAGACUGAAGAUGCAUACUCUAAAACCGGACAGACAAAGGCUUUAUAUGCUCUUUCUUUCACACAGGAGUUGCCAAUUGUAUACAAUAUAUUCUAUACCAGAGCUUGGCUACUAUUUGUAUUACUACUAUUAAUAUUAUUACUAUAUUGAUAUUAUUACUACUAUUAUUAACUGAGUAUUAAUAGUAUUAUGAUUUAAAUUACUACUAUUAUUAAAUGAGUAUUAAUAGUACCGGUAUUAUGAUUUAAAUUGACUAAAUUAUCUUAAUUAUUUAGUAUAUAACUUAGUAUAAAUAAAUUAAAGCUUAUGUUAUGAGAAAUUUUGGCUAAAAAAUGUAUCUUAAAAGUAGGUUUGGGGUCAUCCCAGAAAGGAUGUCACACAAAUUAUUUUUUACAACAACCCCCCCCCCCCCAAANAGUUAGACUUGGACCCUCCUUCAAAUAUAACCUCACAAACCUCUGCACCCCCUCCCCCAUAAAACUCCAUCUGUCCUCUACAAACCUUUACAAAAUCACUUCCUAUGUCUAUGUAUAUCAAACUACUGCAACAGUUUCAGAACCAUUUGCUUAGAACAGUGGUGCUUAAACAGGGGUGAAAGCUCCCCCCCCCCUCCCCGCCCGUGGUUGCGGAAGACCCAGAAAAUAAAUUUUGUUGCUUCCAUCGCUAGUUGUUCCUAAAAUAAGUUUUUAUGCAUUUUGAAUAGCAGCAGUAAAUAUUUUUCUUGGUGAAUUUUAUUUGUGCAUUACAUGUAGUGGUAAUUUUUAUCUUGUUUCUAGAAAGUUAAUUUAAAAAAUAAAACAACAAUAAAUAAGUUAUUUCGCUAUUUUCAUUGUUUAAAUUCUAUUACAAUUCAGUUUACAUGUUUAAAAUUCGACAGGGAAUGCAGCACUGCGAAAAGUUUCAGUUACUCUGGCCUAGAACAUUUGCUAAAAUGACCCACCCACCCCUCCUUUUACAACAUUUUUCUUUCCAUCUCACUUCCCAUGUUAGCCCCCAUUCCAUGAUUCCUGUUUCGACAUAAAUUCCAACGACUAUUAAUGUUACUGCACCCGGAUUCUCCUCCGUGGCAUCCUGUAACUUAAUCAGAUGCUCUUUCUCGGAUCUCGCAUACCUGUACUGAUUCUUUCAGUGAUCGUAGUUGUAAAAUAAAACAAUAACAUUUUUGUAUUAAAUAUUGCAUUUUAAUAGUGUUAAAAAAUUCUGUAAUUUAGUGCUAUGAAGUGCAUUUAAAAAAAAAAAAUUCUCCUCUUUUAAUGUGAAAUCACCCUUUUCCCCUCUCCCCCUUUUCCAGCAGUAGACGUUUAUAAUUUAUACUAAAUUUUAAUGCCUUGCCUUAAGCAACCAAAUCUUCUUCUUCUUCUUCUUCUAUAUCUUGCUACACUUGCAUUCGGUAAUCAAGUGCCUAUCGUAUCUGCACAAAAAACAAGUAAUGUAUGUAGCGACCCUUUUAAGGGAUAUUAGCAUAGUUGUAUCAGUAUGACAACUGUUCACUUUAAAUAUCUAUAUAUAUAAUUCGCCAGAAGUAGGGCAAACACCACCACGCAGGCUAUAUAUAGAUAGGCCAGAGCAAGCAAGACACAGGCAAACCUCCCUUCCCUUGCCUGCCCAUCGUUGGUCUCGAGACAUGCACACUGCGAUGGAGCUACAGCCCCCCCCCCUGCAUCACCCUCGCUUGCCAGCCAGCUCCCAGUGUAUGCUAAGUCAUGGGUCGGCGUAAAAUAAAAAGUGUGCCGUGACGUAUCAUGAAAAAAAGGGGGGGGGGGUAGCAAAAGUGGCAUUCUUAAAUGUGCGUAACUAGAGUUCACGUUCUUGUCAAGUAACAUUAGUAGAUGGGAAGUUCACGCAUCGCUGUCGCCAAUGUUUGGCGGGCUUCAUCUAGUUUUAAUAAUUUAAAGAACUUAGACAAUAUAUCUAUUUCUAAAAAUAUUUAUUUCCUUAAUUCGUAUUGUAUUAAAUAUGGCUAAGAUUAACAGUCACAUUAUUGAGGAACAUUUCAUGUUAGGGCUUUUUUCAAACAAAAAAUUAAGAAUUCGCAUUAUAUGUGGAUUGCGAUAUACACUGUAAUAUAUUAUAAUUAUAUUAUUGCAUUAGGUAUGUAUAUAACUAGAGCUAACGAAUACAUGUAACAGCCCAUUUGUGUUGCUAUUUUAGAUGGCCUACUUGCUAUGCAACUACUCAAAGCUAGCCUGUGCAAACUGUGUUCCCCUGCCCUCUAUAGAAUAAGUUGAUUCAUUAAUAAAUGAUCCACUAGGAGUUUUGUGUGAUGUGACAUAGAUACUCUCCUUACAACUCUCCCUCUCCCCAACUGUGACCUUUGUAUCAAUAUUUUGGCAACAAUAUCACUAGAAGUUUGACCAAACAGGUAAAUUUAUCUUGCACUUACAUGUUAAUACACAGCGUAUUUGUUAAUGCUUAGUAAAGAAUACAUUUUCUGAUGAUUUACAGUGUUUCACUGAUAAACACAACAUCACCUUAUUAGUUGUCAUAAUAAACUAAGUGUAAAACAGGACAUAAUAAAUUUAACCUCAAAUAAAUUUGUUUCACCUAACAAUUGAUGUGCCCAUAGUUGAUUUCAUGUGUGCUGGUAUAAUUUACCUUCACUUGUGCUGCAUCUGAUGGGCUAAUAAAAACUAUUUAUUUAUAAAUAAUAAGGGAAUUGGAAACAUUGUUCUCUCUUCUAAGUUUUCCAGCAGCUUUAACUUAACUAUUAAGACCACAGUUAUGUUUUGCUUUGUUGGCCGCUAUUUUCUGAUGGUUGAGGUUUUUUACUCAGUGUUGACCUCCCUCAUGAAUAUGGCUGAUGAGUCCAUUGCACCCUUCUAAACCUUGGACUGACCUUGGACAAAUACGAGCUCACCACCUCUUGGUCAAGGUGCAGACAAGAUUGCCUUUGGCCUGCAGUACAUUACCAGUCCUGCUGAUUUUUAUCAUUUGUUGUAUUGAAUGAAAUUAGUAUUCAUUAAAAAAAAAUCAACACUAUUUUUAUCAUUACAGAUGAAAUGGGUUAAUGAAACAGAUUGAACAGUUAAAGUAAAAAUGGCUCGUCAUAACAGACUGAAAAUAUUUUGGUCAAAAUACAAGUUGACAGCACGGAUUAAAGUUCUCAUUGUGAUUGGUCUCAUCAUUUUGUUUGUUACUCCAUUGAGAAAUCUCUUGAUACCUGGCUGGCCAAAGACAUUGAAGCAACUCAGUACAUUUAAGGUUAGUUCGCAGGUCUCUUCUUGAAUUUGCCCAUUAACCUGAUUUUGAAUCUUAUUGUAAUGUUUUCAUUGUACUUAGAAAAUUAUAAGAAAUGAGAAUAACUUUUCUUCUGGCUCUUGCGUGACAAGAUUGCUAGAAAUACUUUGGGGGGGCGGGUGUUUACUGUUGAUCAGCUGUUAACAAGAAGUUUUCACAUUAUUAGUUCUCUUACAAUAUGAAGCUGUUUACAAAGCCAAUCAGGUUGAUUUUAGCAAGUUCAAUGCAAACAGCACCUACAGCAUUAAAUUAUUACUGAUGAUUCAGGGCUGUUAAAUGCAGUGUGGCGCUCUGAUCGUACUCAUUUCAAGCAUUUUCUCAUAAUGUUGAAUAAGGCAUUCACAUAAAUAUUGUGGGUUUAGUGGCAGUUUGGGGGCAAGUUUUUCGAGAGUCUGGAAAGUUAUAACCACACCGCUAAAAACAUAAGAAAAGACAGAGCAGUAAUAGUGGGUUAUAACCUUUAUGCCUCAAAGUCAUUUCAAGUUCUCCAGUGCUUCCCUGAGUGGUGGUCUACUGAUCUGUGCUGAUUGAAAAAGUACAAUAGUCAAUCAACUCAGCACCAGUUUGUUAUAAUGAAUACAUUUUUUCUGUUAUUCCUUGGGAAGCACUUCUGUAAACCAAACAUGACCAGAAAUUUUAAUUUCAACCAAAGUUUAACUACAUAAAGCAUAUUCUUUCUGUCCUCAAGACUUGCACCAAAACAUACGGUGAACGAUCUUUCUCUUUCUGUGCCCCCAAACAAUGGAAUUCUCUUCCACUAUAUACCGACCAUCACAGCCUUCAAAACUGCACCCAAAACACAUCUCUCUACUAUCUUGACUGAAAUCCUGGGUGGCUGUCCAUGGCUUGACAUGUAAAUAGUUCUUGAUUAUGUUUGUUAAAUUGUAUGUAUAGCGUGGUGAGCCCAGCCCUAGGCUGGAGUAGCGUGCUAUAUAAAACUAAUAAUAAAAAAUAAUGAUAUAUAAAAUCUUGUAUUAUUUCUUAAAUAUAUAAAUGAGUUGUUGCUAGAAUCCAAUUCAAGUACUAGCGUUAUUUUCUUCUUUUGCAGGUAAUACGUAUCCAUCUGGUGGAUUUAUUCUUCUAUGUGGAUCGUACCCAAUAUGACGGUCCUUGCCAAUUUGUGCAUGAAAAACUUGCAACCGUCAAGAUGCCAAAACUAUCUGACAUGCCAAUUUAUGAUAUACAAGAUUGGUCCAGACUUGCUGCUAAAAUAAAACCUUCAUUAUCAGCUGACCAACUGGAAUUACUGGACAACUACAAACCGUCGCUAACCCCUUUUGAACAGCGCUAUAUGUUGUUUGCAAUGCUAUCGGCCACCCAGGCCUUUGCUGCAUUCAACAUCACUUAUUUUGUUUCUGAGGGAACUUUAAUUGGAUACUGGCGCCACCAUGGGAUGAUUCCAUGGGAUGAUGACGUUGAUAUUUUAUUUGACAGCCAACAGUGGCCAUUGGCACGGCAAGUUUUAUCUUGUUUGCCUGACUUGCAGCUGAAUAUGGGCUCAGACUACAUGUGGAAACUGUAUCACAAGGAUGCUGAGCUUUGGCAGGGAGAAUCUGAAAUUAAAUUUCCAUUCAUAGAUUUUUUCAUGUACCAACAAGACUCUGGACAUGUCUGGCCCAUCUGCAUUUGGAUGAAAACCGAAAUCAUACUGCCAAGAGAAUGGGCACUUCCUGUUAUUAAAGGGGUUUUUGAAGGCUAUCCUGUGUUCCUUCCCCAACAGCCGGCCAAAGUGAUAGACUUUCAUUUUGGACGCGUUGAUUCCGACUGCUACUCUCGUACAUUUUUGAGACGGGAGCGUUUCCUAGUUCCGGUUCAAGAAAGGACACACAUGCCUUGUACUGUUUUAAAAGAUAUUUAUCCUUUUGUAUCUAGAAACCGAAUAGAUAGAAUCACUGGAGGGGUUACCGAGGAGAGAGUUGUGGCCUCAAAGGUUUUGUCUUCAUUCAACACAACAUAUCAUGGCACACUUGAGUGAUGUUUCUUUCAUUUAAAACUUAUUUAUUAUUCAAAUGUGAGACAACCCAUUCCUUCAUAUUAGUUGGCAUAAGUUUUUUUUAUCAUGUUUAACAUUUCCUGUGGUAAGACUCAAUUCGUUUUAAUUUGUGUUCUUUAUUUUUUAAAAAAAUAACCUAUUUUUUGAUGUGAUUUAAUAAUGCUUCCAUUGAGUUUAUUCUGAUAUAAACUUUACUUUUUUUUUACUUUUACUGCCCUUGAUGAAUUUAACAAAUAAUUUCUGUUUGUACAGCAUUUCUCUUAAUAUGUCACAAAUUGUAUUCCAGUGUAUCCUAUUGGGCACCUCAGAUGUAGAAAUUGAAAUUCUGACACACAAGUAAAUUAAUUUUUCAAACUUUAAAAAUGCUUUUAUUUUAUAAAGUUUGAUUGUUUUAAUUUUUUUCUGAAUAAAAUCAAAAAAA
Lymnaea stagnalis (great pond snail) is the source of this 6876-nucleotide messenger RNA. The record is from the annotation of a GenBank genome assembly. NCBI's taxonomy places the organism in Eukaryota, Metazoa, Mollusca, Gastropoda, Lymnaeidae.